This is a messenger RNA of Crotalus tigris (Tiger rattlesnake), 1253 nucleotides long. It is a transcript of the gene PARP16, whose product is annotated as poly(ADP-ribose) polymerase family member 16. The transcript is spliced from 7 exons. The record is from RefSeq and is a predicted model, not a curated record. Gene Ontology annotation, molecular function: kinase binding; NAD+ poly-ADP-ribosyltransferase activity; protein serine/threonine kinase activator activity. Bases 237 to 1232 code for a protein of 331 amino acids. Gene Ontology annotation, cellular component: nuclear envelope; endoplasmic reticulum tubular network; intracellular anatomical structure. Gene Ontology annotation, biological process: endoplasmic reticulum unfolded protein response. NCBI's taxonomy places the organism in Eukaryota, Metazoa, Chordata, Lepidosauria, Squamata, Viperidae.
AAGCGCUCUGCCUCUUCCAAGUCAAAGCGAGUUGCUGCCCCGGACGGGCUGGGGGAGACCGGAGUGUGGGCGGUGGGAGAGGGGAGACCCCGGUCCUCCACACGGGGACAAGGAGUCCGGCAGGCAGCCUGUGAACCCAGCCACCGACUGGCAGAAGUUCGGCAGGGGAAGACGUGCCAAUAGAGACUCGACCGGUUGGAUUUCUUUCUGGUCUCGAGGGUCAGGGCCUCCUGGGGAUGCCGGCCCCAAGCACCGACGAGGCUGUCCCCACCGCAGAAGGGGUGCGAGAGAUCAUCCGGAAGGACCUCUUGGCCGCAGACCUGAAAUGCAGCCUUUUUGCCUCUGCCCUGCAGAGCUACAAGCGGGACUCGGUUCUCCGGCCUUUCCCAGGACACUACGCCUCGGAGGACAGCAAGGAUUUUGAGGCUCUGCUUGCAGAUACAAGUGCAUUAGGGAGCCUGCAAGAACUCUUGGAUUCUCCCCAAAAUCCUGACCAAAGAAACUUGGAGCUGCUCCACUGGAUCCUGGCCUCUAAGGCCUGGUGCAUCCAUGCCAUCAGCAAAACCAAGUACGAGAAGAUCCAGGAACUGGCGGGAGCUCCCAGCAUGCCUGUCCCGGUGCCAGACUUCCUCUUUGAAAUCACCUACUGCGAAGAAAUGAAUGCCAAAUUUGAGGACACUCAGGCGGGGAGAGACCUCAUCUACGCCUUCCAUGGGAGCCGCUUGGAGAACUUCCAUUCCAUCAUGCACAACGGCCUGCAGUGCCACCUGAACAGGACCUCCUUGUUUGGGGAAGGCACCUACCUGACCAGCGACUUAAGUCUGGCCCUUCUCUACAGCCCGCAUAGCCUGGGCUGGCAGCGAAGCGCAAUGGGCCCGAUUCUCAGCUGUGUCGCGGUUUGCGAGGUCAUUGAUCACCCGGAUGUCAAGUGCCAAGUGAAGAAAAAAGACUCCAAAGAAAUUGACAGGAAAAGGGCCAGGGUGAAGAACAGCGAAGGGGGUGACGUUCCUCAGAAAUAUUUUGUCGUUACAAACAAUCAGCUGAUACGGGUGAAAUAUUUGCUAAUAUAUUCACAGAGGCAGCACCGAAGACUUUCCAGCCAGUCGUGGCUCUCCAAACAUCGUUUUGCGGUGAUGAUGAGUCUCUACCUGCUGCUGCUGGUUAUCAUAGGGACUAGCAACUCUCCAGCUUUCCUCUACUACUGGAACCGGAUUUUUGAUUUCAAGCAAUGACACUCUGGGGGGGGGGGAGAU